AAAAUCGCCCAACCAUGAGCAGAGGGAGCUUCAUGGCAGCCAUGCGAGACGCCAGCGAUGGCACAGAUGUGGAGGAAUGAGGACGAGGAUGGCACACCAACAAGCAGCUGAAGUUACCCUAGCGAAGAUGAGCAUGUGUUGUGGAUCCAGGAUCGACGUGCACUCAGUGUGACGAGGUUCAGUUCGUGAAGGCAACUUGCAGUUAGGUGAAGCGAGCAGUGGGUGGAGCGUUUGGAUGCGGAGAUCAUCGCGACGAGACUGUUUUGAAUCUUGUUGUUGAUUUUAGAGCUUCUCUAUUGAGUUCAAGGAAGGAAGGGAGAUACACAGUUGAGUUUGGAGCAGUGGUAUUUGAAAAGUUGUGCUGGGAAGUCAGAGAGAGGCCAUAUCCUGUCCAGGAGAAGAAAGAUCUUUCUUGUCUUCUAGAAGCAGGCUGCAAUCUGAAGGAGUAGCUCCUGAGAUCUUUGAGCGGCACAUCACUGUACAAUACAAGCGCCCACGGGGGGGCAGGGGCACAUGAUGCCCACAGGGAUUAUCACCCAGGUGGAUCGGGACGGAAAUAUCAUCGAUGCGGGGAUCGACGAUGUUAUCAUCGACGAUGCCCGAGCGAGACAUGAGAGUAGCCUGCAGCUGACGGCUGCUGAGGGCGAAUCGAAGCGACAGAGGAAGCGAUGGUCUAUGAUGCGUUUCCUAUGUCGAUGCUUCUCACCUGUUGUCAUCGAGGCUCCGGAUGGCGCAUACAACCACUCUGCCGGACUGCAGAACGGGCACAUGCAGUCUUCUCAGUACGAUUACAGCAUGCAAGACCCAAACAUGGAUGACGUUUCAAGGAUGUACAAUGACAGCUUUCUUCUUCCACCGAAGCUUGUUCCUUUCAAAAUUACAUUGAUCUUAGAUCUAGAUGAGACAUUAGUUCACAGCUCCUUCAAACCUGUCCCUGGGGCUGAUUGGGUGGUCCCGGUUGAGAUUGAUGGCACGGUGCAUCGUGUUUUUGUAUGUAAGAGACCUGGUCUGGACAAUUUUAUGCGGAGGGUUGCCAAACUGUUUGAGGUUGUGGUGUUUACUGCAAGUCUGGACAAAUAUGCCAACCCAGUGUUGGACUUGCUGGAGAGAAGUGCGCCCAAGAGCGUUCAUUUCCGAUUGUUCCGAGAGCACUGUGUCUUCACCAACGGUGUUCUUGUGAAGGACUUGACGAGACUGGGAAGAGACCCACGGCAAGUCAUUCUGGUGGACAACUCACCGUCUUCCUACAUGCUUCAGCCUGAGAAUGCGAUCCCCAUCAGCAGCUGGUUUGACUCGCAGACCGAUCAACAGCUUCCUCUCCUGAUCCCGUGGCUUGAGAAACUGGCAGGAGAAGACGAUGUGUUACCGACCCUGCAGCAGCUGCGUCAAGCGAUCGACUCUUGCAAUGGAAACUUGUUGUCCAACAUUUCGGCUCAAGUUGUCUAG
Guillardia theta CCMP2712 is the source of this 1446-nucleotide messenger RNA. RefSeq lists its product as hypothetical. The transcript has 6 exons. The coding region runs from base 514 to 1446 and encodes 310 amino acids. The record is from RefSeq and is a predicted model, not a curated record. Gene Ontology annotation, molecular function: phosphoprotein phosphatase activity. Lineage: Eukaryota; Cryptophyceae; Pyrenomonadales; Geminigeraceae.